CAAGCGUACUAAUUACAUCCUCCUAGUCUCCCCUGCCACAGGUUUCCAAUUGAUUGCUCGCUAGGAAACUCAGGUGGGACCUGAGGCUCAGACGUCCCCUGCUGGUAGGUGGGCGCAUGCGCCGCGCGCGCUCUCGCAAACUGGCCCGGGGCGAGUAGAGCUGCCAGAAACUUUUGCCAUAUGAAGUUGAACAUGGCAGAAGAAGAGGACUAUAUGUCAGAUUCCUUCAUUAAUGUCCAACAAGACAUCAGACCAGGAUUGCCAAUGCUGAGGCAGAUCCGAGAAGCCCGUCGAAAAGAAGAAAAGCAACAGGAAGCUAAUUUGAAAAAUAGACAGAAGAGUUUAAAAGAAGAAGAACAAGAAAGACGUGACAUUGGGUUGAAGAAUGCACUAGGCUGUGAAAACAAAGGGUUUGCUCUGCUCCAAAAGAUGGGAUAUAAAAGUGGUCAGGCCCUUGGCAAGAGUGGAGAUGGUAUUGUUGAGCCAAUUCCUCUCAACGUCAAAACAGGGAAAAGCGGCCUUGGUCAUGAGGCAUUACUGAAACGGAAAGCAGAGGAAAAACUAGAAAACUACAGGAGAAAGAUUCACAUGAAAAACCAAGCUGAAGAAACAGCCGCAGAGCAAUUUCGACUGCGAUUUAAACAUAAGCAUGAUGAAGUGAAGCUGGAAGGGGACCUGAGGAGAAGCCAGCGAGCAUGCCAGCAGUUGGAUACUCAGAAGAACAUUCAGUUUCCCAGGGAAGCAUGGUACUGGUUGGGGCUUGAAGAGGAGACUGAGGAAGAGGAAGAGGAAGAAAAAGAGCCAGAUGAAGAUGAAUAUAAGAGUGAAGACUUAAGUGUACUGGAAAAAUUACAAAUAUUGACUGGUUAUUUAAGAGAAGAGCAUCUGUAUUGUAUUUGGUGUGGAACAGCCUAUGAAGAUAAAGAAGACCUCUCUUCAAAUUGCCCAGGACCAACUUCGGCAGAUCACGACUAAGAUUAUUUUCAAUAAAGUAGAAACUUGGGAAAUGUUUCCUAAAAAUAGACAGUUGAACAGUUAGAAUUCCCACAUUAUGCCUAAAGAAAGAGGGCCUUU
Leptonychotes weddellii (Weddell seal) is the source of this 1074-nucleotide messenger RNA. It is a transcript of the gene GPATCH11, whose product is annotated as G-patch domain containing 11. Gene Ontology annotation, molecular function: nucleic acid binding. The record is from RefSeq and is a predicted model, not a curated record. NCBI's taxonomy places the organism in Eukaryota, Metazoa, Chordata, Mammalia, Carnivora, Phocidae. Gene Ontology annotation, cellular component: kinetochore.